Messenger RNA from Epithele typhae, 561 nucleotides. RefSeq lists its product as uncharacterized. The transcript has 3 exons. Bases 1 to 561 code for a protein of 186 amino acids. The record is from RefSeq and is a predicted model, not a curated record. NCBI's taxonomy places the organism in Eukaryota, Fungi, Basidiomycota, Agaricomycetes, Polyporales, Epitheliaceae.
AUGUCCAUCAACACGAUCACCCUCAGUCCAGAACGCCGGCCGCUCCCGACGCCCGACGAGAUGAGCAUCCGCGAUCUGAGCAACAUCGAAUACAUCCUCUCCCUCUCCGAGCCGGGAAAAAAGCUCGACGGCCGUGGCCACGUCUACCUCAGCGACAGCAGGGUCGUCAUCGUCGCCGACGCCGUGGGCGCCGACGGCUUCGAGACGCUCGCCGUCCCGCUCACCUCGCUCGCGGGCGUCCGCGCGGACCCCCCGAAGCUGCUCUCGUCCUCGCCGCGCGUGACGCUCGACGUCGCGCCGCCGCCGGCGCGCGUCGAGGGCAGGUACGGCUGGUGCGUGCGCGCGGAGCUGCGCGGGUCCAAGGCCGAGCUCCCGGGCUUCGCCGCCGCGCUCGAUAAGACGUACGAGCGCGUGGCCGCGCAGGCGAAGGCGAAGGGCACGGGCGAGGACGAGUUCGACCUGCCCCUCUACGCCGCGGCGGGCCCGAGCGGGAGUGGGAGCGGAAGUGGGCCGUCGACGUCGGACGUCCCGUCGGACGCGCCGCCUGGGUACGAGCCGUAA